GGAGGAGCUCUACCUGUUUACAGUUUAUCGCUCUGAUUAAAAUGUGUUUAUCACGAUGGAAAGAAAUGUGACCAAGACUGUUUCUACGAGAGGCGGCUGCAGGAAGGUUCAUUCUGCAUUAAUAGUAGCUUAAAACUGGUGGACAGGAAAUGAAUGCUUGCAAUGACGUGUCCUGAUUGUUGAUGGGGAUUGGUCGGCCUGCUAAUUUCUAUGGAAGGUCAAGAGUGUCGUCUAACAAAGCUCAGAUUUAGUGCAUUUAAGCUCUUCACAGCCUCCGAUUGUGUGUCUGCACUCGGGUUAAAAGACGAAAGAACACACUGAUGUGAAUGAGCUGAUAGCUUCUGUGCAUCAGGAACUCCAACACAACGGACAGAUGAAGGAUAUCAUCAUGUUCCUUAAUGAUGCACCUCCUCACUAACGUUUGUGUGGCGUUUCCUGUUUACUGGCAGCGUCUGUGGUGUGAUGAGGUUGAUUUCUUAUAUAGUUGUGAAGUUUUUUCUGGUAAAUUUUCCACUUUAAUCUCAGAGAAUAUCCAAGUUUUGUUCUCGUAUAUUUGUGAGUUUUUUUUCUCAUUAAUUUACGACUUUAAACUCAGAAAUAUCCAAGUCUUUUUCGUAUAUUUGUAAGUUUUUUUCUGGUAAAUUUACGACUUUAAUCUCAGAGAAUAUUCAAUUUUUUUUCUGGUAAAUAUACCACUUUAAUCUCAGAGAGAUUGCUAUUUGCUAAUUUCUAUGGAAGGGAAAGAGUGCCGUCUAAAAAAAGUUAAUCCAUCACAUCAGAUUUGGUGCAUUAAAGCUCUUCACAGCCUCCGAUUGUGUGUCUGCACUCGGGUUAAAAAACGAAAGAAUGUCACUUGAGCAGGCGGGUGGGAAGCAUCGACUCUGAGCUGGAUUAGAGAGAGAGAGAGAGAAAAAGGAAGGACUGAGAACCGAGGAGAGAGAAAACCAAGAGGAAAAAACGACUCCGGCAGCCCAGGGCUCUUAUUUUGUAGGAGUGGUGUCAGCUGUCGUCCCUACAGUCACAAGACCCGGUUGGAGGGGAAGGGAGGAGGCGGUGUAUCAGCUCUGGGUCUCUGUUGCUCCACAGGGGAAGGUAUCGUCUGUCCAGCCGCUUCCUGCAGACAAAAACUUUGAGGACGAUGACUCGGGGGACGGCGGCCGCUCUUCGUCCUCGUCCAAAGGAGCCUCGCUGUCCGUGAAGAAGACGGUGAGCAUGGGUUCCUUCCGACGCCCCGCCUCCGCCUCCAGCACCAAGUCAGCAGGGAGGGAUGGAGCUGGAGCUGGAGCUGGAGCUGGAGCUGUGGACAUAGAGGACUUCAUCCAGGCCUUUGAAGAUGUCCCCACCGUGCAGAUCUACUCCAACAGGGAGGUGGAGGAGGCCAUGACGAAGAUUCGAGACGUGCUGUCGGACGAUAAGAGGGACUGGGAGCUCCGGGUGGCGGCUCUGAAGAAGGUGCGUUCGCUGCUGCUGGCCGGCGCCGCAGAGUUCGACGGGUUCCCGCAGCAGCUGCGGCUCAUGGAGGCGGCGUUCAAACUGUCCGCCAAGGACCUCCGCUCUCAGGUGGUGAGAGAGGCCUGCCUCACGCUGGGCCACCUGUCGACGGUGCUCGGCAGUCGGUUCGACCACGCGGCCGAGGCCAUCAUGCCGAUCCUCCUCAACCUGGUCCCCAACAGUGCCAAAGUCAUAGCCACCUCCGGCAUGGCCGCCAUCCGCCUCAUCCUCAGACACACACACUACCCUCGUCUCAUCCCCAUCAUCACCAGCAACUGUAUCUCCAAAUCUGUGGCUCUCAGAAGGCGCUGCUUUGAGUUCUUGGAGCUGCUGCUGCAGGAGUGGCAGACGAGCUCUCUGGAGAGACACGGAACCGUUUUAAUGGAGACUAUAAAGAAAGGGAUCCACGAUGCCGACGCCGAGGCUCGCUCUGUGGCCAGAAAGUGCUACUGGAGUUUCCACGGUCACUUCAGGCGGGAGGCGGAUAAGCUGUUCCAGGGCCUGGAGUCGUCCUAUCAGAAGGCUCUGCAGGCUCACCUGAAGAGCGGAGACAGCCAGACGUCGCUGCCCGCCUCCGAUCGCUCCUCCUCGUCCUCCCAGGAGAGCCUCAAUCGACCGCCGUCUGUAAAAAACACCUUUGGAAGCGGCUCAUCAACAAGAACCAAAGCUGCCCACAGCAGGACGCCUGCUGCUGCCGCCUCCUCUCCAGGCUCCCUCCAGCGCUCUCGCAGCGACGUGGACGUCAACGCGGCCGCCACUGCCACCGCCAGCGCCCGCAACAGGAUGCCCGCCGUGGCCUCUGCCGUGCAGUCGUCGGCUUCUCCCUUCAGCUCGGCCUCGGCCCUCCCCCCCGGAUCCUACGCUUCGCUGGGUCGAGUUCGAACCAGGAGAGCGAUUCCAGGAAACGGUCCGUCUGUGACGGACAGCCGGGGAAGGAGUCGAGGGAAAGUCGUCUCACAGUCUCAACCCGGCAGCAGGUCAGGUUCUCCCGGCCGACUGCUGAGCUCCACCUACGGCAGGAUCCCGAGGCCGAGCAUGGGCACCGCCGCCGCCGCCGCCGCCAACAGCACCUCCGGCGGCCUGAGUGACAAGAGCCGGCCCCGAGGUCACCGCAGUCACGGCUGCAGCCGAGAGACCAGCCCCACCAGAUCAGCCCGGAGCCGGAUCCCCCGGCCGAGCAUGAGUCAGGGUUGCAGCCGCGAAACCAGUCGCGAGAGCAGCCGCGACACCAGCCCCGCUAGGGGUUUCUCCCCCCUGGCGACGCGGCGUCACUCCCGCUCAACCAGCGCCCUGUCCUCUGCAGAGUGCUACUCAGACCGGCUGUCCCAUCAGGCUCGAAUCUCGGCCUCCGUCAACGCCAUGAAAAUCCUCAACAUCGGCAACGACGUCGAGGCUGCCGUCGCCGACGCUCUGCUCUUAGGAGACUCGAGGAGUAAGCGGAGGCCGGUGAGGCGGCGCUUCGAGUCACCGGGAAUGUACUCGGACGACGACGCCAACAGCGACGCCUCCAGCGCCUGCUCCGAACGCUCGUACAGCUCGCGCAACGGUGGCGUGGCGCCGCACUACCUGCGUCAGACGGAGGACGUGGCGGAGGUGCUGAACCACUGCGCCAGCGCCAACUGGUCCGAGAGGAAGGAGGGACUGCUGGGACUGCAGAACCUGCUCAAGAGCCAGAGGAUGCUCAGCCGCGUGGAGCUGAAGAGGCUUUGUGAGAUCUUCACCAGGAUGUUUGCCGACCCUCACAGCAAGAGAGUCUUCAGCAUGUUCCUGGAGACUCUGGUGGACUUCAUCACGCUGCACAGGGACGACCUGCAGGACUGGCUCUUCGUCCUGCUCACGCAGCUGCUGAAGAAGAUGGGGGCCGACCUGCUGGGCUCCGUCCAGGCCAAAGUCCAGAAGGCCCUGGACGUCACCAGAGAUUCCUUCCCGUUCGAGCAGCAGUUCAACAUCCUGAUGCGUUUCAUCGUGGACCAGACGCAGACGCCCAACCUGAAGGUGAAGGUGGCCAUCCUGCGCUACAUCGAGGCGCUCGCCCGCCAGAUGGACCCGACCGACUUCGUCAACUCCAGCGAGACGCGCCUCGCCGUCUCGCGCAUCAUCACCUGGACCACCGAGCCCAAGAGCUCCGACGUCCGCAAGACCCUUCAUAACUGGGCAGGGGAGGAGUUCUCGGGCCGAGCCAGCACCGUGGCCUCUCUGCCUGGAGAGGGCAACCUGGAGGAGAGGUGCAAGCAGGCGGCCCAGGUGGUGCUCAUCGCCCUGUUUGAGCUGAACACGCCGGAGUUCACCAUGCUGCUGGGCGCUCUGCCCAAGACCUUCCAGGACGGGACCACCAAGCUGCUGCACAAUCACCUGAGGAACGCCAGCGCCAACAGCGGCAUCACCAUGACGUCUCCCAGUAACUCGGCAGGUCGGACGCCACCGCGGCAACCGAGCAGCCGCAGCAGCCCGCUGACCUCCCCCACCAACUGCUCCCAUGGGGGGCUCUCUCCCAGUCGGCUGUGGGGUUGGAGCGCAGACGGGCUCUCCAAGUUCCCUCCUCCACCCUUCCCCUCCCCUCUUCCUCCACCCGCCGCCCACUCCUCCUCCCUCAAGGCAGUGAGGCGAGCGUACUCACCCAGCAUGCUGGAGUAUGACAGUGAGAACCUGAACACAGAGGAGAUCUACAGCUCUCUCCGCGGCGUCACCGAGGCCAUCCAGAACUUCAGCUUCCGCAGCCAAGAAGACCUGAUGGAGCCGCUGAGGCGAGACGGCAAGAGGGACGGCACGAGCGGCGUCGGGGCGUCCUCAGACUCUGACGUGGUGGGAGGAGGACGCAUGGCCCUAGACAACAAGACGUCGCUGCUGAACACGCCUUCGCCGCGUUCCUUCGCCGGGCCUCGCUUCAGAGACUACAACCCGUACAACUACACGGACGGCAUCAGCACCCUGGACAAAGCCGCCCUGAAGGAGGCGCUGUACGAGGACGCCGUGGAGCAGCUGAGAGACGGCAGCAGACAAGAAUGUGUGGAAAACAAGAUGAUGAACCCCAAAAGCUUCCCCGUAACACAGCGUUUAUCUAACAUCUGCCGUACGACUGGUCCUGCAGCAAGCCCCGCCGAGCAGCUGCAGCUGGUGGGGGAGCUGCUGAAGGAGCUGUCCCAGGGCCAGGCUGGGGAGCGGGGCCCCGAGGAGCGACGGGGGACCCUGCUGGAGAUGCUGAAAGUGGCCCGAGAGGACAGCCUGGUGGUGUGGGAGGAACACUUCAAGACCAUGCUGCUGCUGCUGCUCGAGACGCUGGGAGACAAAGACCACACGAUCCGGGCGCUGGCCCUGCGGGUCCUGAAGGAGAUCCUGAGGAACCAGCCGGCUCGCUUCAAGAACUACGCCGAGCUCACCAUCAUGAAGACGCUGGAGGCUCAUAAAGACUCGCACAAGGAGGUGGUGCGUGCGGCGGAGGAGGCGGCCUCCACGCUGGCGGCCUCCAUCCACCCGGAGCAGUGCAUCAAGGUCCUCUGUCCCAUCGUGCAGACGGCCGACUACCCCAUCAACCUGGCCGCCAUCAAGAUGCAGACGAGGGCCAUCGAACGCAUCACCAAGGAGCCGCUGCACCAGCUGCUGUCUGACAUCAUACCUGGACUCCUGCAGGGCUACGACAACACGGAGAGCAGUGUGAGGAAGGCCAGCGUCUUCUGCCUGGUGGCCAUCUACUCUGUGAUCGGAGAGGAGCUGAAGCCUUACCUGGCUCAGCUGACCGGCAGCAAGAUGAAGCUGCUCAACCUGUACAUCAAGAGAGCCCAGACCUCCACCAGCAACAGCAGCAGCUCCUCCGACAUCUCCUCCUACUAACACCUUUCAUUCCAUCGGGCCGAUCCGACCGGCAGCGUCUUCUUCUCCUUUCCAUUUCAUUCCUUCGGCUGCUGACGGUCUUGAGGAGCUCCAGAUUCUUCUUCACCAUCUUCUUGAAAGCUUGAAGGUGAUCCUGGCAGCUAAGACGUUUCAGAACCAGGACCUCCACCUGAACCGCCAUCUCCUUCUUCCUACCGCUAGAGUCACGAGCCUUAAAACUUGUAUCUUCCGUCAGCGGAGCCGAGCCGACCGUAGAAAGCGCCUCUCCUCCUCGGUGAUCCUGACGUAUCUUUAAACUUCUAAGAGGUGUACCUUCCCUCCUCUCAGUGCCGGAGCAAUCAUCAGUAUUUUUAGUCCUUUUUUAGUAACCCACUUCUUUGAACUGUUUUGCUUUGACACAUCAAACCUUAUUGUAUAUUGAAUGUAAAGAGCUUUGAAUGGAUCUCACCUGUGUUUCUCCUUCCUGAACCACUGCCUCGUUGUACCCGGUGGAUCGAUCUGAACGAAGAACGUGUUAAACAAAGUGGCACUAUAGUCUUUAAAAAGCUGGAUUCAAGGGUCCAACUGAAGAAACAGAACCAACCUUUGACACCUUUAAUGAGAGCUGCCGUUGCACUCGUUAACUUAUUAGUGAUAGCUCUCAGAAAACUGUGAAAUCCUGAAGUUCCUGUUAGUUUCCAUUGAGUGAUCAUUUGGCUGGCCAAUGAUUUGAAGCACUACAGUGAUUUAAAGUUGUAUUAUUUGGGACCCAACGACCAGCAGAAGAUAGAAG
This is a messenger RNA of Sebastes umbrosus (honeycomb rockfish), 6091 nucleotides long. Its product is annotated as CLIP-associating protein 1-B-like. Gene Ontology annotation, molecular function: microtubule binding; kinetochore binding. Gene Ontology annotation, biological process: mitotic spindle assembly. Gene Ontology annotation, cellular component: spindle microtubule; mitotic spindle; microtubule organizing center. Bases 1213 to 5319 code for a protein of 1368 amino acids. The record is from RefSeq and is a predicted model, not a curated record. The transcript is spliced from 35 exons. NCBI's taxonomy places the organism in Eukaryota, Metazoa, Chordata, Actinopteri, Perciformes, Sebastidae.